UGUCUGUGGUUCUGAUCGAACCAUAAGACGAACUGCGAGACAUUAUAAGCAAUGCUUGAGGAAGAGAAUAAAGGAACGCUUUUCAGAAGCUACUUCCGGCUCUAGGACAGCAAGAACGGAGGAAGUCCUGCAUCCUCCUCAGAUGCUGCCUAAAAUCAUCAUGCAUCGCGAAGCUCUGUAUGACCGACCCGAGGAACGAUCGAUCCUGAAAGACGGCGCAAGCGCCCCGAAGUGAAACGUACACCGCACCCCUAUUAAAGACGGACGAAAACUGGCAAAUUUGACCAAAACAAACCAGUAAGAAUGGACACUAAGUAAUGCUCGAAGCAUCGUUCUUUUCCUCCCUUUAACUCCGGUCACCAACAGGCAACAUGAGCCCUGGUCUUGGACAUGACCCCCUUCCUUCGUACAAUAUCACGGCAUUAGGUAAUACGGCCUUGUGCCUGUGGCAGCAACCUCAACACAUACUGUUCCAGUUGGCAAACUUUUGCUUCGCGCUGUCCUACUCAGCUCCGUCCUCAAGAAAGGGAAUACUGUUUAUGCACUCCGUCCUGAUAAUUGGGUUCAUGUUGCUUUCUGGUUGGGCAUGGCAUGUCAUAUGCGCGCCGGAUAUAUUCUCCUGGAACUUCAGUUUCUUAGUGUUGAACAUUGGACAACUGGUUUACAUCGUUUAUCAAAUGAGGCCCGUUCGAUUCGAUCCGGAAUUGGAGGAAGCAUAUCAUACACUUUUCUACCCCUUUAAGGUCUCCCGACUGCAGUUUAAGAGACUUGUAUCUCCAGAAUUCGCAUCAAUAAUGUCACUUCACGCUGGCGAGGCGUAUGCCAUGCAAAACUUAACUCGAACCGACAGAUUGGGAUUGUUGUUAAGUGGCAAAGUAAAUGUACUCAGUGACUCGAAUUUUCUACACCCCAUACUGCCUUGCGAGUUCCUAGAUUCCCCAGAAUUUGAAAGCUCUAGAGCGUCUGUCGACGAUAAAUUUAAAGUAUCAAUUGUUGCUGCAAGCUCAUGCAGGUAUUUAUAUUGGCAAAGAUCCGCGUUAGAAUAUCUACUCGUUAAGGAAGCAUAUCUCGCAACUGUUUUAACGACACUGGUUGCUAGGGACAUAGCCACUAAAUUAUACGCUAUGAAUAACAAGAUUGUUACAGAUAAGGGUUCACACUUGGAUAUCAGACUUCCUACUAUUAGCGCAGGAUUGAGCAUGAGUGGCGAAUACAGAAGUCCAAGAGCAUCCAGACAGGCUUUGAUUCGUAGGAAAGAGGCCUCGUUAUCCGCUGAAAAUGGUAGAUCCACCACAAUGAAAGAUCGUCCAGCAAACAAUCUUUCAAAGAAAGGAGCACCGAAUAUGGAACCCUUACCGGAAAUGCCUUCUUGCGAUGAUCUGGCCUCCAGCGGCGUAGAAAGCUGGCUCGACUCCUCGAGCAAGUAUCACAGCUGUGAAAUCGUGGAUGAAGACUAGCAGGAGGCCUCCUUAACGCCGGACACCUUCUACGAAGGGGACAGUGACUAGUGCCGACGUUAAGACCGUGUUCACGCACAAUGACGAGAACUAUAGCUACUACAGAAAAAGAAGACACUCGAAAUUAAAUUACAAACAAUGUGUUCCGUAAAUUAACGUAUCGGAAGAAAUCGACGACUGCAUUUUCGCAAGUUCGAAGAAUCGAGGCAACAAAUAGUGAUUUACUUCGACGAAAGGAAUAACUUCUGUUGUUUAUAAUGAUAUUGACGCGUGUGACGAUUAUAGGAUUUUGAAAGCAUCGUUUUGUUUAAUGUAAGAGAAACAGUGGGCAAUGUUUACAUGUGGACAAAGCGAGGGAGGUUGCAGUUGUUGUUUGCACGCUUUGUUACGCCAAUAAACAGGGUGCUUCAGAUUGAACAGUAUUUAGGGAAAUAUUAGUAAGAUAUAAAGGUGUUCUUUAUUAAAAUUUGUUAAUUCUAAGGUUAUGGAAUCAGUUAAUUUAAUGCAGUAAUUAUUUGGAAGAACUAAAAGUUUUCUGUUUGGUAGAUAAAAAUCCAAAAUAACGAAGCUCAUAAUAUUGUUUAUUAACCAUUGAAUUGUUGACAAUUGAAAAAUAGUAUUUUUACUAUUCCCUUGUUAUUGAAGUAUUUUCGACCAUCACAUUUUGAAAAUCCGUAAACACGUACAAAUAUCUCUUGCUACUGAAUAGCAUUAGUAGAAAUGUGAACAUCAUCAAAAUCUUUUACACUCUAUUGCUUUAUCACUUUAUUAUUACUUUUAUUAUUCUGACCUGUAGAUCCAUUGAACCUUCUACAGACUUUGUGAACUUUUUUAAUCGGUUGAAUAUCCUAUUUUUCUGAAACACCUUGUAAUAAAAUAUUACUGUAAAAUUAAUAAGAAUUAUACUGUAUUCAUUUCAAGGUUAAGGCUGUUUUCAAAUAAGAGUAACGAUAUUGAACUAUACUCGAUAUUUUUAAACAAUUUAACCAGCAGGGUAGGCUGUUGUAGCAUAGAAGACCCAUCAACAUUAAAGGAAAUGAUGUGGCUACUGAGAUUUAAGAACAAAUAAAGUAUAUUUAAUUUGAAGAUGGAUACAGUAGAGAACGAGAAUUUCUCAGGUCGACUUCACCCUGUACAUAAAGUUUUCUAUUUUUUACUACAUCCGGUAAAAAUUGCUUUUAGAAUUAAAUUACUCAACGUAUAUUGUAACGGAAAAAUUAUAAAAUAAACAUAGGCGCGUGUAAACCGUGAAUAAUUAAAUUCAAUUAAUAAAUUAUUUAAAGUUCACUUUAACGUAUUGCAAUUAAAUUUACCAAGCUUGCAUUUAAAUUUAUUGGAUAUGUCCAAUACUUCUGCAAUACAUAUGUUGUUAGGUCUAUAUCAUACAUAUCUUAUUUGAAGCUGAACGAAUGUCAGCCAAUAAAAGCAUUUUCUAAUGAUGAGGAAUUUUUACCGUAAAAGAUAUUUAAGAUACUAUUAAUGAUUGAAUAGAAAUAUGAUACUCCAUGUAAAGAAUAUGCUAAAUAUAGUAGAAAUACGUAUUUUAUCCCAAAGUUUAGUACGUACUUGAAUAUAAAUUAUUUUUCAAAAUCAAUCGAAAUUGUAUUGUAAUAUUCAAUUAGAAUGAUUUUUUUAUUAAAUGGAAUUACGUGUGUCGUAGGUAAAUAUUGGAAUCUAAUAACGAUUACAGUUUGAUAUUUCUAUUUAAGAACAGCAAUACUAUUGUUGUCAUUCGUUGAAAAAUAAAUGUUCCUUCGUUGUUUCAUUAAUAAUUCGCAAGUGCGUACUAAGCUUAACAGCACAGUGCAGUGAAUUAUUUACAGUCGAAUGAAAGUGAAACUGUUAAUCCUACGCUUACGUGUUUAGCUAUAUUGUUACAUUUUAUAAGAAUUUAUAUAUUUAUUGUAGAACGAUCUUCCACAUUCUCCAUUCGUAUUGUAUUAUACUUUACAUUGAUCUGUAGUAUUUUUGUAAAAGGGCUUUACCGCGUACGUAUUUUGAAGUGUUUGAAUUGUUAUCGCUUUUGUUCGCAUAGUGAACAGACUUCAUAGUAUUCUAGUAUAGCGUGGCUGUAAGAUUUACAAUUGUAUUUUAUAAUUCUUCGGGAUACCUUCAGAAACAUCAGGGUUCGUUGCGAAAUGCUUUGAUGAAUUUAUGCAGCAGCAUCGAUGGCAAUAUGAAAGUUCGAUCGAAUCGG
Nomia melanderi (Alkali bee) is the source of this 3654-nucleotide messenger RNA. RefSeq names its product popeye domain-containing protein 3. The record is from RefSeq and is a predicted model, not a curated record. Lineage: Eukaryota; Metazoa; Arthropoda; Insecta; Hymenoptera; Halictidae. Gene Ontology annotation, cellular component: sarcolemma. Gene Ontology annotation, biological process: heart development; skeletal muscle tissue development; striated muscle cell differentiation. Gene Ontology annotation, molecular function: cAMP binding.